Messenger RNA from Blumeria graminis f. sp. triticale, 336 nucleotides. The record is from the annotation of a GenBank genome assembly. NCBI's taxonomy places the organism in Eukaryota, Fungi, Ascomycota, Leotiomycetes, Helotiales, Erysiphaceae.
AUGUCUAAUCAACAUACUGCAGUAGAUCAUCAAAAUCAAAAUUUACAAUAUGCACUCCAAGCUACUUAUUCCUCUCCGGACAACACAUCUUUCACACAUUCACAAGUCCUGCACAUUUCUAGAAAGCAGACAACUGAAAUAAGCGUAGAAUUUCUUCGCACACUAAAAAAAGCAGUUGGUGCCAUGCAAGACCAAAUCAACGAGCAGCUUUCGUCACUAAUGGAUGAGGAUAGAUCUCGUGGAAACAACACGAGUGCCCAAGAUGAGGACGUUACACUGGAAGAAACACCAUUUGGAGAAAAAGACAAAAAUAAAAGGAUAGAAAAACCUAACUGA